Molecule: messenger RNA, 1038 nt
Organism: Truncatella angustata
Lineage: Eukaryota; Fungi; Ascomycota; Sordariomycetes; Amphisphaeriales; Sporocadaceae
Exons: 4
Coding region: 1-1038 (345 amino acids)
Source: RefSeq, a predicted model, not a curated record
AUGGCGCCAAAGAUUUUUCUGACGGGCGUUACAGGUUUCGUGGGAGGCGAAGCCUUCUACCAACUCUACGAAAAGCAUCCAGACUUUGAGUACACGCUGCUUUUGCGUAAUGAGUCCAGAGGCAAACUGUUCCUAGAAAGGUACCCACCGCGAGAGAACAUCAAGCUGGUGUAUGGAAGUCUGGAUUCCGAGGAUGUGAUUGAAAAGGUUGCGGCGGCAGCGGACAUCGUUGUUCACACGGCGGAUUCCGCCGACGACGAGCCAUCAGCUCGUGCUAUCGCCAAAGGACUUGCAAGCAGUCAUUCGGCAGAGAAGCCUGGGUACUGGAUCCAUGUGUCGGGGACCAUGCUCAUCGCGGGCCUCGACAAGUUUGAAGACGUCAAGUUCCGCAGAGACACGGUACAUGACAUAGAUGACGUGGUGCUCAUUACCGAGGAGCUGCCAGACAAAUGUCCACAUCGACCGAUUGACAAAUUCGUCCUCGCGACCAACAAGACAUCGUCCGGAAGUGUGAAAACUCUCAUCGUCUGCCCACCUACCAUCUACGGCCAGGGACGCGGUCCGGUCAACCAAGGCAGUAUGCAAGUCCCAGGCUUGACGCGGUUCACUCUACGUGAGGGCUACGCGCCGAUACUUCCCCCGGGAACCGCCGCCUGGGACCAUGUACACGUCCGCGACCUGGGCACGUUCUUCGUGCUCGCUGUCGAGGCAGCUCUGGAUUCCACCAAGAACACAAACCCGGAGAUCUUCGGCGAACACGCCUACUACUUCCUCGAAGGCGGUGCACAUGUGUGGUCAGACAUCGCGCGCUUCAUUGCGGCCGCGGCCGAGAAGAAGGGGCUUCUCGAGGAUGAUAGUAAGCCGCAUGUCCGCGAGGUUACUGAAAAGGAGGUUGGCCAUCCUAGCUGGGAGCUGCACUCGCAUGGUAUUGCUGCGAGGGCGAGGAAGUAUCUUGGCUGGGAGCCCGAGGGGAAAAGUUUGAGGGAGACAAUCCCCGAGACGAUUGAUAUUGAGUCCCAGAAGUUGAAGAGUAAGUGA